AUGGCAACGGCAGUGGCAGAAGUUUUCGUCGAGUUGGUCGCACUCAUCAGUGAAGCAGACCUUGAAGCUGCGGCAUCAACCGCUUUAGUAGAUGAUGCGGGCGAAGAACUCAUUGCUGGAGGCGCUGGACUUUUGACUGGUACGACCGCAGAAGGAGAAAUCAUCUUGGAACCCAUUUUCGAAGAGGCCGGGAGCGCAGCUACUACAACAGAUCUAGUGGGCUCCGCCGACCUAGCGAAUUUGAGCAAAGGACAACUCCACGCGCUCUGGCAAGACGCAAAGACCUUCGCGCGCUGGACUGGUCGCGAGAUUAUGAAAGGAGCAUUGUUCCAGGUUGGACUCGAGGCCGUGGUGGCUCUAAUAGCGAAGAACCCAUCUCCCGGGCCAGAUACUUCUGACCUCGUACAAGCUAUUGGCGCAGUGGGAGCCUCCUUGAAGAUACUUAAAGAAGUCUCAACCGAGUGGCGAAGAUGGUGCAUCAAGAACUUCUCGAAACGCGAGGAAUUCGGCCAGGUCAGGGCUGAGGAUAACCUCAUUCUGCGAUUCGAAAUCUUCCGUAACAAGUUGGGUGAUGUGAGCUCCUACAUGCAGAAGACUUUGGCUCCCCUCCUCGCUCAGGUCAACAAGAACACCGACAGUGCCAAUAUUGGUGGGCUAAAGGGCGCAAUGAGAACGUAUGCGGACAUGAUCUUGGCGGUUAGCAAGGGUAUCAAAGAGAAGGAGGCAUUGAUGAUGCAUGCUGGACUGAAAGAUCAUCAUGAUGAGCUUCAAAAAGCUCGUGAUGUCUUGAAUUGA
Coniosporium apollinis CBS 100218 is the source of this 795-nucleotide messenger RNA. RefSeq lists its product as uncharacterized. The record is from RefSeq and is a predicted model, not a curated record. The transcript has a single exon. Lineage: Eukaryota; Fungi; Ascomycota; Dothideomycetes. Bases 1 to 795 code for a protein of 264 amino acids.